Messenger RNA from Pseudocercospora fijiensis CIRAD86, 1164 nucleotides. RefSeq lists its product as uncharacterized. The transcript has a single exon. Bases 78 to 899 code for a protein of 273 amino acids. The record is from RefSeq and is a predicted model, not a curated record. NCBI's taxonomy places the organism in Eukaryota, Fungi, Ascomycota, Dothideomycetes, Mycosphaerellales, Mycosphaerellaceae.
CGACAACCAGCAUUCUUCAGCACCACCAGUCUCUACCGCGGCCGUCGAACAACAAAGAAGAGCAGGAACUCUUUGACAUGACCUUUACCGCUGAAGAUGUUGUGUUCUUGCGGACUUCAACGGAAAUUAUGGACCCAAUUACGCUAAGCCCACCACCAUCAUACGACGAUGCAAUAGCCGUACACAAACUGCCUGCGGAAGCGGCUCUGGAAACGCAGGACUGCUUCGAAGACUUCGCUGGGCUGGCAUCAGCGACUGCAGAGAAGCCUCCACAGACUAAAUGGCUCGUCAAGUCUGACAAGGAGCCUUCGUAUCUCAAGUUGCUCACCGGACCCAUAAUAUCUAACGCAGGUGGCACGGUCAAUACCGAGCCGCUGAGGAAACGGCGAUAUAAAGUGGUAUUCCCUUCUGGAUACGAGGAUGUGUAUUUGCACAAGGCAGCAUGGGCGUCGAAUAGUUCGAAUCUACCUCUUUACCACGUCGAGCUUUUCGGUCGCGACAGGUACGAACCGGAGCCCAUCGUCAUUCUUGGACCCACAGACUUCCAUCAUGACACUGUAAUUGCACAGUCCAGAGAGCAUGCGGCACGGCACAUCGGCAAAGUGCUCUGCAAGAUUGAGGAUGAAAUUUCGAAGACACAGAGAUUCGUAGCAUUUUGCGAAAGCGAGUACUUCUCUUGGGACUGGAAGUGCAAGACUGGAGGUGCGAAGCAAGAAAUGAGGAGCUUGAUUGUGAGAGCCAGGCGCGACUGCUUCACAGGCGCUGCUUUGGUCGUGAGGCUGGAACAAUUCUUGGACUUUACUGGACGACAGAACCGCGGACACUCCGAGGACGUGAUUCGACGCCUCAGGAGCAGCUUGAAGGAGUGUGCUUGGAGAUUGAAUAGACUGCAGAUUUGAGGGGUUUGCAUGGUGUUCAGGAAUUGCAGGUGCGGCAUUGGCGUUGAUUGAAAUAUACCCCACCCAGAGUGGCUGCUCAUUGGAUAUCGUAUUGUUUGGAAAGAUUCGAGGACCUGAAGGAGAAAUAUGGUGUUUUGAAUGCUAGAGAUAAUGUCCUGGGCGAAGAAAAGACCAAGAGGUCCUCGCGCUGCUUAGAUCUUUUAUACCUCAAUAGCUUAAUAGUGCUAGACGAGCAUUCUGAGUGAAUGAAUUGGAGUAAGGCUUC